AUGCUACAUUUUAAAAGUUCAGAUAAGAGUGACAGAGAUGAUGACAUGUCAGGGGUUAAAUUACGUUCGUCCUCAUUAACCGCCCCAAUUCUUGAAGCUGUUCAGGAAGCCCAGCCUUUUGAAGAAGCCACAUUUUCUAACUUCCAAAAGAACCAUCCUCUAACCGAAAACUCAACAUGCAAUGCUUAUGCUAUUUAUGAUACAGAUGGCAAUUUGAAGCCCAUGAAAGAUACGUUCGGCAGAGAUAUAACUACACCCGACAUUUCAAAUCCAACAAGACCUAGAGACGAACGGCCUAUAGACACCAUACGUGGAUUUGAAUACUCCAUAACGAAAGAUCCGCGCUGGUUACAAGAGCUGGAAACAUCCCAACUGGGAUUUAAGGCCAGACCUGGAUUUUCCGUCAUCAAUCCAGGUUCGGAAGCUUCAGUAAAUUUACCCCAACUGGAAGAAAAAGUGAUAGAAAACCAGAAGCAUGCGAAGAAACAUUCCAGAUCAUGGUUUUCUCGGUUGGUUGGGAGAUAA
This is a messenger RNA of Saccharomyces kudriavzevii IFO 1802, 525 nucleotides long. RefSeq lists its product as uncharacterized. NCBI's taxonomy places the organism in Eukaryota, Fungi, Ascomycota, Saccharomycetes, Saccharomycetales, Saccharomycetaceae. The coding region runs from base 1 to 525 and encodes 174 amino acids. The transcript has a single exon. The record is from RefSeq and is a predicted model, not a curated record.